AUGGAGCUCUACGAACACUUGGUGCCCCAGAAUUUGCUCAUGUCGGAUUCAAUGCCCUUUGGGAGUUUAGAGGAAGGGGUGGCACCUCCUUAUCCCAUCCAUUUGUUUUAUAAAGCUGGGGAAGCUCUGCCUGUCCUAGACCCUUCCUGUGCCCAUGAGAGGAUAUCAGAGAUGGAAAACUUCCACUGUGGGUUACAAAGCUCAAUAACCUUUGAGGAUGUGGCCAUGGACUUCACCCAGGAGGAGUGGGUAUUGCUGAAUUCAUCUCAGAGAAAACUGUACAGAGAUGUGAUGCUGGAGAACUAUAGAAACUUGGCUUCACUGGGACAUCAACUCAGCAAGCCUCCUCUCAUCACCCAGAUGGAGCAGAAAGAUGAAAUGGAGAUAGUAGAGAGAAGAAUUCACCAAGACACCUGUUCAGAUGAGCUGAUUCUCCUUAAAACUAAACAACCACAGCAAAAACAAGAUAUUUUGGAGAAAUAUAUGCUCAAUGGCAAGAAGGAACAAACUCUUGGAGGCAGUCCCAUUCAAUGCAGUGAAAUUGUUGAAGCCUUGAGUGUGAAAUCUAGCAUUACUCAGAAUAAAAUUUACCCUAGCAAGAAACCCCAUCGAUACCUUGACUCUGCAGAAGCCCUUAGAGAUUCUUCACAUCUUAAGCCACCUGAGGGAAUUCUUCCUCCGGAAAAAUCUUAUGAAUCUAAAAAGGAUGAGAAUGCCUUCCUCAGGAGUUCUAACUUAGCUGGGCACAAGAGACAACAUACAGAAGAGACAUCCCCUGAAUGCAGUGACUUGGGGGAAGUUGUAAAUUCAAUCUCACACCUUAAGAAGAAUGAAAAAACUCACUUUAGAGAGAAACCUUUUGAAUGUAAUCAGUGUGGUAAAGUAUUACAGAGCCAUUCAUCCAUUAAGUUGCACAUGAGAACCCACACUGGAGAAAAACGGUUUAAGUGUGAUCAGUGUGGGAAAACCUACAGCUCAAGCUCUUACCUUACGCGUCACAAGAGAAUUCAUACCGGGGAGAAGCCCUAUGAGUGCCCUGACUGUGGAAAAACCUUCCGAGAUAGCUCACUUCUCAGACAACAUUCAGGGACUCAUUCAGGAGAAAAACCCUACAAAUGUGAUCAAUGCACCAAAACCUUCACUAGAAGCUAUAGGCUUACCAUACACCAGAUAACACAUACUGGAGAGAAACCCUAUACAUGCAAUGACUGUGGGAAAACCUUCAGUAUUCUCCCAUAUUUUAAAAGACAUAAGAGAAUCCACACUGGAGAGAAAUCCAUUGAAUGUAGCCAUUGUGGUAAAGCUCUGAGUAGUAAGUCAUCUCUUAAGAUACACCUGCGGAUACAUACUGGAGAGAAACCUUUCAAGUGUGAUCAAUGUGGGAAAGCUUUUAGGCUGAGCUGCAACCUUAUCACGCACAAGAAAAUUCAUACUGGAGAGAAACCCUGUAAGUGCAAUGACUGUGGGAAAGCUUUCAGGGAUCGUUCAUGUCUUAAAGAACAUGUGAGAAUUCACACUGGAGAAAAACCCUUUACAUUACACAUGAGAACUCACACUGGAGAGAAACCCUACGAGUGUAAUCAAUGUGGAAAAUCCUUUAGUGUAAAGUGUAAUCUCAUUGUGCACAAAAGAACACAUACUAAAGAAAAACCCUAUAAAUGCAAUGUCUGUGGGCAAGGUUUCAGUAAAUCCUUACCCCUUCGGCGUCAUGAGAGAACUCAUGCCCAAUAA
Kogia breviceps (pygmy sperm whale) is the source of this 1731-nucleotide messenger RNA. The record is from RefSeq and is a predicted model, not a curated record. NCBI's taxonomy places the organism in Eukaryota, Metazoa, Chordata, Mammalia, Artiodactyla, Physeteridae.